Dentiscutata heterogama is the source of this 310-nucleotide messenger RNA. The record is from the annotation of a GenBank genome assembly. NCBI's taxonomy places the organism in Eukaryota, Fungi, Glomeromycota, Glomeromycetes, Diversisporales, Gigasporaceae.
CAAUUAAGAAAAAAGAAAUACAAACAUAUAUUCAAAGAAGAGCAGAACAAAUUGUAAAAGACCAAAAGAAAAUGCUAACCAGCCUUCUGGAAUGGCUAUUUCACAAAGUAGUCUUGGAUAGAGUAUUAUUACAAAAUCAAGACCAAGAAACAUUAUUAAAUAAUCUUGUAGAAGUCUUGAAAGAAGUACAAGCCCAUUUUCAAGAACAAUUCAUAAGCAAAAAAAAUAGCCAUAUAGAGACCAAGAAACUUUGGUCUGAUGAGUACCAACCCAAAGAAAGAAUUCAAGAUUCCUGGUUCGAUCCAAUAAU